Telopea speciosissima is the source of this 814-nucleotide messenger RNA. Its product is annotated as cysteine-rich repeat secretory protein 38-like. NCBI's taxonomy places the organism in Eukaryota, Viridiplantae, Streptophyta, Magnoliopsida, Proteales, Proteaceae. The record is from RefSeq and is a predicted model, not a curated record. The transcript has a single exon. Bases 74 to 814 code for a protein of 246 amino acids.
GAAACAAUCCAUCCAAAGUGAAAAUCAAGCCUUUACAUCUCUUGUUAUCAUCAGAUAUCUCCACUACUCCAAAAUGCAUUUUCUAGGGUUAUCACCUCUCCAUCUUCUAUCCCUCGCUCUUCUUCUCCAAGGUGUUCUUGGAGAAAACUCCUAUCUCUAUCACAUCUGCUCCAACUCCGACAACUACACUUCUAAUGGUACCUACGAGACCAAUUUGAACAACUUGAUGACUUCUCUAUCCUAUAGUGUUCCUCGCAGCCGAGGCUUCGGGUAUGUCACAGUUGGGAAAGAUCCUGAUCGAGUAUACGGACUCGGUCUAUGUCGAGGUGAUGUCUCAAGCGCCGACUGUAAAACCUGUAUUGCCGAUGCAAAGACCAAAAUUCUCAAAAGCUGUUCUAAUGAGAAAGAAGCCAUUAUUUGGUACGAUUAUUGUCUUUUGAAAUACUCCAAUUCUGAUUUCUUUGGAAAGAUUGAUACCAAAUACAAAGUUUACAUGUACAACACACAGAAUGUAAGUGAUCCUGACUCAUUCAAUAAGAAAGUUAGAGAGUUGCUGAACGAGGUAGCGACUGAUGCUUAUGAUGAUCAUAAUUCAAAGAUGUAUGCUACUGGAGAACUAGUGAUUGAUGAUUCAGAGAAGCUCUAUGGUUUGGCUCAGUGCACCAGAGAUCUCUCUAGAGCUAACUGCAAGGAUUGCUUGGAUGAUGCGAUAAGUGACCUUCCUAGUUGUUGUGAUGGUAAACAAGGUGGAAGAGUUCUUGGUGGUAGUUGUAAUAUAAGAUAUGAGCUUUACUCCUUUGUAAAUUCUAAUUAG